AUACAGCCCUGAGUGGGUUUCAGGCCAGUCUAUUGGGCAUGCUGGGAGUUGUAGUUGCCACUGUUUCCUCCAUUCGGGGUUUUCCCUCUUGGGAUUGCGAUCGGAUACAUUUCAGCCUCGAGACUUUAUUUCUACGAGAUGAAAAGAUUCUUUGUGUUUUCUUCAGAUGUCGGAUCGGUCGUUGCCAAGGUCUGAAAUAAAAAAAUAAAAAAAAGCGAUAAGUGGAGUUAAUAAGUGUCCAGCCCUCCGCCCCGAUGUGUGAACAGGGAAUUAGGAUUAGUGAGGGGUCCGGACGGGGAGGGACUGCGGUGACGGAGAGAGAGGCUGCACAUCGUCCUGCACUUCAUCCUCAGUGUCCUCACCGGUGAUGGCCGGCUGACCACUAGGACAACAUGGGCACCAUCACCCUGGCACUGCUCCUUACUGUCCUGCCACCUGUAGGGGGCGCUCAUCUGCUGUGUGACCUGCUGGCUGUGAUGGAGAAGGAGAAAGAGACGUGCCUAGAGUCUCUGGCCCUCUUCAAUGUCUCUGCUGCCACCUGGUUCCCAGAAGGUUGUACAGGGAAGUGGGAUAACGUCAGCUGCUGGCCCCCCACCCCGGUGGGUCACACCGCCUCCAUUCCUUGUCCUGAGAUCCUGCAGAUCAUUACAGGGACCAAAGGCACAGUGAAUCGGAACUGUACAGAAGAUGGAUGGUCAGCACCUUUCCCCCCAGUGGACAUAGCCUGCAACUAUAACAUCAGUGACACAGAGUACGAGGACAUGCAGGAGUAUUACAUGCACCUGAAGACCCUGUACACUGUGGGAUAUGGGACGUCCCUGAGCUCUCUGGUCCUGGCUCUUGUUGUCCUAUUGUCUUUUCGGAGACUGCGCUGUACACGGAACUACAUCCACAUGAACCUCUUCUCUUCAUUCAUCCUCCGGGCCUUGUCCAUCUUUAUCAAGGACGCCGUGCUCUUCUCCGUGGAUGAUGUCAACCACUGCAACGUCUACCUGGAGGACUGUCACUACGUCAUGAUCUUCUUCCAGUACUGUAUAAUGGCCAAUUACAGCUGGCUGCUGGUGGAGGGGCUCUACCUGCACACGCUGCUCGUCGUCUCCUUCUUCUCUGAGUGGAAGUAUUUCUGCUGGUACAUCGCCCUCGGGUGGGGGUCUCCCUUGGUCUUUAUCAUCGCCUGGUCCAUAUGCCGGCAGGUGUACGAGAACACUGGCUGCUGGAACAUUAACUCCAAUGCCAGCGUGUGGUGGAUAAUCCGCGGACCAGUCAUUCUGUCCAUAUUUAUAAACUUUAUUCUGUUUGUGAGAAUCAUUCGGAUUCUGAUGAAGAAACUGAGGACGUCAGAUGUCUGGGGAAAUGACUUCAACCAGUACAAGAGAUUGGCCAGAUCUACUCUCCUCCUCAUCCCUCUCUUCGGGAUCCAUUACAUCAUCUUCGCCUUCUUCCCAGAGGAUGUGAGCAGCGGCACAGUGGAGAUCCGCUUAUCCUUUGAGUUGGCGCUCGGCUCUUUCCAGGGUUUUGUGGUGGCCGUGCUCUACUGCUUUCUGAAUGGUGAGGUGCAGUUCGAAAUCCAGAGGAAGUGGCGCAGAUAUCACCUGAGGAAAUACUCCUGGUUGCGACAGAACAAACCGACGGUGAGUAAUGGCGGCAGCGUCCUGACCCAGGUGAUACAGGUCAGCCAGGUCAGCCAGAGAGAGGCGAGGAAGAACUCCACCCCCAUGACCAGCCUCAUCUGACAGAGACCGACUGUAUGACCAGCGGAGACUGGGCCCGGACGAUGGCGGGUAUCAUGGAGCGCGGUGGUCUCGGGGAGGUCGGACCCUGCCAUAGACCGUGACGGACCCUGGAUCAGAAUGAUAGUGGAAUCCGAGAGAAAUGGACAGAAUAUUAUAAUCCUGAUAUUAUCACUUAUAAUGACUACAUGCCGGGGGAGGGGCGCUUUUCUGUGAGGCGAAGGGUUAACUCGUCGGAGGAUUUGUACAGACAUUUUUGUAAUCUGCUUGGGAAGUCGACAAGUCCAGGCCGGUCACGGAGCAGAAGCCGGAGGAACCCCGCGGAGCUGGAGGUCAACAUGGCGCAACCCAGAGAGUCGACAACCGACAGCGCAGGUCACAUGACAGAACUGAAGUCGUGUCACAUGACCCAGUGAAGGCUCCAUCUUCCAUGUAUAUCAGGGGAGAUUUAUCAAAACCUGUCCAGAGGAAAA
Molecule: messenger RNA, 2203 nt
Organism: Hyla sarda
Lineage: Eukaryota; Metazoa; Chordata; Amphibia; Anura; Hylidae
Gene: SCTR
Product: secretin receptor
Exons: 13
Coding region: 393-1733 (446 amino acids)
Biological process (GO): adenylate cyclase-modulating G protein-coupled receptor signaling pathway; cell surface receptor signaling pathway
Cellular component (GO): plasma membrane
Molecular function (GO): G protein-coupled peptide receptor activity; peptide hormone binding; secretin receptor activity
Source: RefSeq, a predicted model, not a curated record